Tinamus guttatus (white-throated tinamou) is the source of this 320-nucleotide messenger RNA. Lineage: Eukaryota; Metazoa; Chordata; Aves; Tinamiformes; Tinamidae. The record is from RefSeq and is a predicted model, not a curated record.
GCAGAAAUGCGCCUGCAGGACCAGCAGCUGGCAAGGCAGCUCAUGCGUCUUCGGAGCGACAUCAACAAGCUGAAAAUUGAGCAGACCUGCCACUUGCACCAGCGCAUGCUCAAUGAUGCUACAUACGAGCUGGAGGAGAGAGACGAGCUCUCCGACCUCUUCUGCGACUUCCCGCUCAUGAGCUCCUUCAGCCUCUCCACGCCGCUCAAGCUCAUCGGGGUCACCAAGAUGAACAUCAACUCCCGCCGGUUCUCACUGUGCUGAAGCGGGGACUGAAGAGGGAAGGAUAGGGGAGAGGGAGAAGACGGGGCAGCACAAGG